Ipomoea nil (Japanese morning glory) is the source of this 1122-nucleotide messenger RNA. RefSeq names its product chitinase 6-like. The record is from RefSeq and is a predicted model, not a curated record. Gene Ontology annotation, biological process: chitin catabolic process; cell wall macromolecule catabolic process. The coding region runs from base 1 to 1122 and encodes 373 amino acids. The transcript is spliced from 4 exons. Lineage: Eukaryota; Viridiplantae; Streptophyta; Magnoliopsida; Solanales; Convolvulaceae. Gene Ontology annotation, molecular function: chitinase activity; chitin binding.
AUGUGGGCGAAAUCCCAGCUUGGAUUAUGGCUUCAAGGGGGCAGAAAUCGCGAUGGCGUCUUACUGCUCAGAGCUGCAGUUCCUUGCAACCCUGUCACCAAUCAUGUCCAGAGCCUGGAGCAGCAUAACCAGGAUGUGAACUCUCUGGGGUUCAUCUCGUCGAGGAAGACAGCUGAGGUGCUUGACAUUCUGAAGCUCAUUCAGGUUGCCAAGAAGGUCUUGACAGUGGGGAACAAUGGUGAGCUCCACCCUUCUAGGUUCUCAAAAAAGGAUCUCAUAGUCGUGGACAAAGUGUAUGUGUUCGCAUAUGCUGAUGACCCGUGCAGCGAAGGGGUAUUGUUGUUUUUAUUAGCUGUUAUUGCGUUGUGGCUAGGGCUAGCAGGGUUGAGCUCAGCCCAAAGCUGUGGGUGUGGUGUGGAUAGUUGUUGCAGCCAGUGGGGGUUUUGCGGCACUGGGGAUGCCUACUGCGGUGCCGGGUGCCAGCAAGGGCCAUGCUAUGGCUGGCCGGUUUCCAGCAUCGUCUCGGAUUCCUUUUUCAAUGGAAUUGCCAGUCAGUCGGCUCCAAGCUGCGAAGGGAAGGGGUUCUACACAAGAACCUCGUUUCUUCAGGCCACCAACUCAUACCCCGAGUUUGGGACAGUUGGAACCGCCAUCGUUGCUAGGCAGGAAAUCGCCGCAUUUUUUGCCCACUUUACUCAUGAAACUGGAUAUAUGUGCUACAUAAACGAGAUCAACGGUACGUCCAGAAACUACUGUGACGCGACCACGACACAGUGGCCCUGUACUCCAGGAAAGAACUACUAUGGUCGGGGACCACUCCAACUGUCCUGGAAUUUCAACUACGGACCGGCUGGCUUAAGUAUCGGCUUCGACGGUCUGAACAACCCAGACAUCGUUGCCACAGAUUCAGUUACUUCCUUCAAGGCCGCCCUGUGGUUUUGGAUGAAUAACUGUCAUUCUCUCAUCACCUCCGGUCAAGGUUUUGGCGCCACCAUUCGAGCAAUCAACGGGCUACUUGAAUGCAAUGGGGCUAAUCCUGCGGCUGUUAACGCUAGGGUUCAGUAUUACCAAUCAUACUGCCAGCAAUUUGGUGUUGAUCCCGGUAAUAACCUCACCUGCUAA